Molecule: messenger RNA, 3296 nt
Organism: Salvelinus namaycush (lake trout)
Lineage: Eukaryota; Metazoa; Chordata; Actinopteri; Salmoniformes; Salmonidae
Product: matrix metalloproteinase-15-like
Exons: 10
Coding region: 940-3069 (709 amino acids)
Biological process (GO): collagen catabolic process; extracellular matrix organization; proteolysis
Cellular component (GO): extracellular matrix
Molecular function (GO): zinc ion binding; metalloendopeptidase activity
Source: RefSeq, a predicted model, not a curated record
GGUGAAGCAGCCAGUCCAGCUUUGAGCUGCCCCGCUCCAUAAAUCGCACUUAAAUCCACCCUGGCGGUGGACAGAGUCCAGGAAAACUGGAAGAAAAAUUUGGAUUUUAACGGGCAGAGAACCAUCAUAUAAAAUCUUCACAAGACUCGCCGCAAUUCAGCGCUAGAUUUGCACUAGUGUUGGACAGCUGCAGCUGACUUCAACUUCUUUGUCAGGUUCCGUAAAUAAUUGUCAACAAACUUGGACCCGAUAUUUAUUUAACCGUCUUCCGUUGCUCUGGGCUCAUCUGCACAUUUGCAAGAUGAAUUCAUUUAUUCUGUUAACAUUAUGCGUGUUAUACACAGCAGUUCAGUAAAUGACUGACAUAUUAAGAUUAAAGUCACUAUGCGUGCUUUGUGAGCUGGCUUCUGUGCAGUGACACCAACAUGUCACUUACCAUAAAGCUGGUUGUUAGGAAAUUAUUUUCUAUCCGCACGUCCUGAUAUGGAAAUGUGAAUACAACUGGGACACGCCCGCAAGCAAUAAUAGGCUACCCAAGCUUUUUAGAAAUCCUGGCAACAGUGCAAUACUUCUCUGAUCCCCCUCCUGGGAUUGUGGUCUAUUCAAACAGAACUGUUGAGAAGACUUGUAGUGUGGCAAUCAAAAGGACAACCAUUCGAACAGCUGCAACACCUCUGGCAACUCGAGGGAACCUUGUUUUCUGGAAGCGAUACUGGCGGAGUUGAUGAAUGUCACUGUCUUUAUUGGUGACCUCGCCAUAGCAAAUGUAAUAUUUGUUCCUCUUAAAAUGUACAGUAUUUCAGAGGGACUCCUUGGAAGGUGACCAACAUAAACUAUUCUUAACAACUUGAAGCGCGUUUUUGUACCCAGUGGCACAGUGGACACUUGGACAAGGUAUCCAUUUCCUUGUCCGGGGUUUAGGCAAGCCAAGAGUAGGCUAUGGCAUCCUCAUGGGAAAACUGGAUUUGGUUACUCUGGAGACGGACUUUAGUUCCCUCUCUCCUCGUGCUUUGGGUCACCUGUCUCGGGACACACGGAGGAGAGGAUGACGCUUUUAAUGCAGAGUCAUGGCUGCGGAUGUAUGGCUACCUGCCUCAGGCCAGCAGACAGAUGUCCACCAUGCGGUCAGCUCACAUCCUUUCCAAUGCCGUCAGCGACAUGCAGCGCUUCUACGGCCUGCAGGUCACCGGCGCGAUGGACCACGGCACGGUGACAGCCAUGCGGAGGCCGCGCUGUGGAGUCCCAGACAAGUUUGGGGGUCAGAUCAAGACCAACGUUCGGCGCAAACGUUAUGCACUCACUGGCCACAAAUGGAACAAGAGCCACCUCACCUACAGUAUACAGAACUACACACCAAAGAUCGGGGAGUACAACUCGUAUGAGGCCAUCCGUAGGGCCUUCAAGGUGUGGCAGAAGGUGACCCCUCUGACCUUCGAUGAGAUCCCCUACCAGGAGAUCAAAUAUGGCCGCAGGAAGGAGCCUGACAUCAUGAUCUUCUUUGCCUCGGGUUUCCAUGGAGACAGCUCACCCUUCGAUGGCGAGGGCGGGUUCCUGGCCCACGCCUACUUCCCUGGUCCUGGUAUGGGCGGUGAUACUCACUUUGACUCUGAUGAGCCGUGGACCAUCGGCAAUGGGAACUUGCAAGGUAAUGAUCUGUUCCUUGUUGCGGUACAUGAGCUGGGCCAUGCCCUGGGCCUGGAACACUCCAACAACCCAAUGGCCAUCAUGGCUCCUUUCUACCAGUGGAUGGAAACGGAUGACUUUCAACUGCCCGAGGAUGACCUCAGAGGAAUACAACAGAUAUAUGGUCAGCCAGACGGUACACCCACCCAGGCUCUUCCCACUGUCACUCCUCGCCGGCCAGCCCAGCCAGACCCCAAACCCCCCAACUCUCCACCCAACUCUCCCCCCAAGUCACCCCCUAACUCUCCACCCAACUCUCCCCCCAAGUCACCCCCCAACUCUCCACCCAACUCUCCCCCCAAGUCACCACCCAACUCUCCUCCCAACACUCCGCCCAGAUCUCCCCCUAACUCUCCCCCCAACGCCCCACCCCGGAAGCCAGACAAUCCCCGCACGACUGACCGCCCGGACCACUACGGCCCAAACAUCUGUGAAGGAAACUUCGACGCGGUCACCAUGCUCAGGGGAGAGAUGUUUGUGUUCAAGGGUCGCUGGUUCUGGAGGGUGCGGAGGAACAGGGUCCUGGACAACUACCCAAUGCCCAUUGGUCACUUCUGGAGGGGACUGCCUGGGGACAUCGAUGCAGCCUACGAGAGACACGAUGGGAAAUUUGUCUUCUUUAAAGGGAAUAAGUACUGGUUGUUCAGGGAGGCAAACCUGGAGCCUGGUUACCCCCAGGAGCUGACAGACUACGGCAGGGACAUCCCCUAUGACAAGAUAGAGACAGCCAUCUGGUGGGAACCAUCAGGUUUCACAUACUUCUUCAAAGGAGACUGGUACUGGCGCUUUAACGAACAGUCCCGUGCAGUCGACAAGGACUACCCCAAGCCAAUCAGUGUGUGGGGCUCUGCGGUCCCGUCCUCUCCCAAGGGGGCUUUCCUCAGCGAUGAUGGAGCUUAUACGUAUUUCUACAAGGGAUCCAAGUACUGGAAGUUUGACAACCACCGGAUGAAGAGUGAGCCGGGCUACCCUAAAUCCAUCCUGAGGGACUUCAUGGGCUGCAGUGUGGACCUGGACCCAGACAGAGACGGGGACACCGACGCAGGCCGCAAGGUCCCCGACGUGGAUCGCCCGCCCUUCAACCCUGAUGCAGGUCGGGACAAAGACAAGGAGAAGGACAAGGACAAGGAGCGGGACAAGGAUCGAGACCGCACCAACGAUGUAGACUAUACGGACGAGAGAGAAGAGGAGACCAACGAGGUGGACGUGGUGCUGAAGAUCGACGAGAGCGAGACGCGCACUAUGAACAUCAUCAUGGUGACAGUACCCCUGGUCCUGGUGCUGUGCAUCCUGGGACUGAUCUACGCCAUCAUCAACACACUGAAGAGGAAAGGAGCUCCCAAACUGCUGGUCCACUGCAAACGAUCCAUGCAGGACUGGGUGUGACCUCUGACCCACUUAAUAACCCCCCCCACCUGAAUCCUAUCCUCAUUCCUCUAUCUUCUCAUCCAAAACAUGGUAGUAGAGACAUAAGUGCAAAUACACACACACAUAUGCACACACACACUCACACACACAGCAAACAUAAACACACUCCUAACUCGUCCCCCUCCCAUGGUGCUCUCCCCAAUGACUUGUCUGUAGUCUAUUUAUAUCAGAACGUUUGCACAUUG